This is a messenger RNA of Brassica oleracea var. oleracea, 913 nucleotides long. Its product is annotated as expansin-A12-like. NCBI's taxonomy places the organism in Eukaryota, Viridiplantae, Streptophyta, Magnoliopsida, Brassicales, Brassicaceae. Gene Ontology annotation, biological process: plant-type cell wall organization. Bases 59 to 814 code for a protein of 251 amino acids. The transcript is spliced from 3 exons. The record is from RefSeq and is a predicted model, not a curated record. Gene Ontology annotation, cellular component: extracellular region.
AAAACAUUUUCUUUCAAUCUCUCUUUGUCACAAUCAAGAAAAAUAUAAAAAUAUUGAUAUGGAAAUGAAGGGGAAAUACUUGGUAACGAUUAUUCUACUGGUUAGUACGUUAAGCGUGGGGAUGUGUUCUAAUCGUUGGAUUAGGGCUCAUGCAACGUUUUAUGGUGUUAAUGAUAGCCCUGCUUCACUUGGCGGAGCUUGUGGGUAUGACAAUCCAUACCACGCCGGAUUCGGAGCCCAUACGGCAGCGCUAAGCGGUGCACUAUUCAAAAGCGGCGAGUCAUGCGGUGGGUGUUACCAAGUGAGGUGCGACUAUCGUGCGGAUCCUAAGUGGUGUCUCCGAGGAGCCGCCGUUACGGUGACGGCUACAAACUUUUGUCCGUCGAACAAUAACGGAGGUUGGUGCAAUCUUCCUCGUCACCAUUUUGACAUGUCCAUGCCCGCUUUCUUCCGCAUCGCCCGUCGCGGCAACGAAGGCAUCGUCCCCGUCUUCUACCGCCGGGUGGGAUGCAGAAGAAGAGGAGGUGUAAGGUUCACGAUGAGAGGUCAAGGUACUUUCAAUAUGGUAAUACUCUCAAACGUUGGCGGCAGCGGCGCGGUGAAAGCCGUUGCGGUGAGAGGCUCAAGGGGAAAGAUUUGGCAUCAGAUGACUCGUAACUGGGGUGCCAACUGGCAAAGCUCCGGCGACCUUCGGGGACAGAGGCUCUCCUUUAGAGUUACUCUCCUUGACCGCAAAACGAUGACGUUUUUAAAUAUUGUUCCUUCUUCUUGGUGGUUCGGUCAAACCUUCUCUUCUCGAGGCCAAUUUCACUGAGUACAACUCUUGAUACAAUUACGAAGUCUUGCUUACUCUUUCAUCUUUGGGAAGCUAAUUUUCAACUCUUUGCUUAUUUAUGAACUUUGUCCUUUGUUU